AUGCCUCCAUCAGUAACUGCAUUUACACCUGCACCAGCAUCUUCAUCAUCUUUCAAACCCUCCUGGCAGUCUACCUAUCCUUGGAUCGGGACCCCGCUUAUAGCGUCGGCUCCUAUGCUGAACAUUGCCAUGCCUUCGCUCGCCGUGUCGGUCUCGUCCGCCGGGGGCAUAGGGUUUCUUGCUGGAGGAUACGACGUCUCCAACUUAGAACGCAACCUCCAGGAGGCGGUUUAUCUCGUAGAACGGACAGACACAUCGAUCCGAUCAGUCUUUCAUAACACCGGUACUCUACCCAUCGGGGUCGGUUUUCUCACGUGGGGCGCGGACCUCGAGUCGUCGGUUGCCUCCAUCAAGCGAUAUAGGCCGUGCGCCGUGUGGCUCUUCGGCCCUCAGACCCAUCCUGAUGACUUGAUUCCGUGGGUGAACCGGGUGCGCGCCGCCACCUACGGAGGGACCAAGAUCUGGAUUCAGGUUGGCACGGUCGCGGAAGCGGUGGCUGCGGCAGAGACCCUCUGUCCGGAUGUAUUGAUCGUCCAGGGCUCGGACGCUGGUGGUCACGGUCUGGCCCACUCGGCUUCCGUCAUCACAUUAGUCCCCGAGGUAUGCGAUGCCCUCAAAGAACGCGGGAAGAGUGCGAUCGCCGUGGUAGCGGCGGGUGGGAUCAUCGACGGGCGAGGGAUUGCCGCCUCUUUGGCUUUGGGAUCCACCGGGGUCGUCAUGGGCACGCGCUUCUUGGCCUCGGCGGAAGCGAACAUCGCCCGUGGCUACCAGUACGAGAUCCUACGAGCGUCCGAUGGGGGUGUCAGCACCGUCCGUUCUACGGUGUACGAUCGGGUGAGAGGGAUCAAGGGCUGGCCGAGCCGAUACGAUGGACGCGGCGUAAUCAAUCGAAGCUACACGGAUGCUACGGAAUGUGGCAUGGAUGACGAAGAGAACCGCAGGUUGUAUACAAGAGAGUUGGAGAAGGGAAAUUCGGGAUGGGGCCCCGGGGGGCGGUUGACCACCUACGCUGGCAGUGGAGUUGGUCUCGUAAAAGUGACAAUGCCCGCGGCAAAGAUCCUGAAUCAAGUACGGCUGGAGGCAAGGGACGCAGUUCAACGGCUUGCAGGAUCAUGA
This is a messenger RNA of Aspergillus melleus, 1116 nucleotides long. RefSeq names its product nitronate monooxygenase. The record is from RefSeq and is a predicted model, not a curated record. Lineage: Eukaryota; Fungi; Ascomycota; Eurotiomycetes; Eurotiales; Aspergillaceae. The transcript has a single exon. The coding region runs from base 1 to 1116 and encodes 371 amino acids. Gene Ontology annotation, molecular function: nitronate monooxygenase activity.